Molecule: messenger RNA, 730 nt
Organism: Biomphalaria glabrata
Lineage: Eukaryota; Metazoa; Mollusca; Gastropoda; Planorbidae
Product: NHP2-like protein 1
Exons: 5
Coding region: 157-546 (129 amino acids)
Biological process (GO): mRNA splicing, via spliceosome; ribosome biogenesis; maturation of SSU-rRNA
Cellular component (GO): small-subunit processome; precatalytic spliceosome; U4/U6 x U5 tri-snRNP complex
Molecular function (GO): RNA binding
Source: RefSeq, a predicted model, not a curated record
AAUAUAGAUUUCUAGAUAACUCCGACUGUAGAGUCUACACGUGCAUUACAUUGGUCUUCUCAAUUUCGAUUGUCUUGUGUUGUCCCUCAGUGAAGCGAAAAUAAUUCGCCGAGAGGUGAAAAUAUUUGUAAAUUGUAAGAUUUUGAAAAUAACAAAAUGGCAGCUUCAGAAGAAGUAAAUGCAAAAGCAUACCCAUUGGCUGACCAAAAGCUUACAGAGCAGAUUUUGGAACUUGUCCAACAAGCUUCAAAUUAUAAGCAGCUGAAAAAAGGGGCCAAUGAAGCUACUAAGACUCUUAAUCGAGGCUUGGCAGAAUUCAUUGUGUUGACAGCAGAUGCAGAACCAAUAGAAAUCUUGCUUCAUUUGCCUCUGCUAUGUGAGGAUAAGAAUGUUCCUUACAUUUUUGUGAGAUCUAAGCAAGCUCUUGGAAGAGCUUGUGGUGUUUCAAGACCUGUUAUUGCCUGCUCAGUCAUACAAAAAGAGGGGUCUCAGUUGAGGAAUCAAAUUCAGGCCAUUCAGCGCAGCAUUGAACGACUUCUCAUUUAAUGUUUUGUUGUAAAUAAGGUUUAUACCAUUGUGGUGUGUGAGAUUUUGUUGAACGGAUGAAGUGAGGUUGCUUUGUUUUCUGUUGUAAGUGAAUAUCAUCUCUAAACAUUCAAUUAUAUACUUUUCACCUUUUAUUUUGUGUCAUGUACAAGUAUAUUGUAUCUUUUUCCUUUUUUUUUUUUUU